GAAGAGACAAGCUCCAGCCAUGGUCGGUACCUCCCCAGCGGUGGAGGCGUACAAUGCCAUGAAUUGUUCCCUUUUGCUCUACAUGUGGUUCGAGGACGAUGGUUCACUGUCUUCGCCUCCUUCCUGAUCAUGACCGGGGCUGGUGCCACUUACCUUUUCGGAAUCUACUCCAAACAGAUAAAAGCUUCUCUUGGUUAUGACCAAACCACGCUCAAUCUGAUGGGAUUUUUCAAAGACCUUGGAGCAAACGUUGGGGUUCUCUCCGGUCUCAUUGCUGAAGUUACCCCAACUUGGUUCGUGCUGCUGGUUGGCUCGGCUAUGAAUUUUGCAGGAUACUUCAUGAUAUGGCUUGCCGUCACGGGCAAAAUUGCCAAGCCCAAGGUAUGGCAGAUGUGCAUGUAUAUUUGCAUUGGAGCCAAUUCGCAGAACUUUGCGAAUACCGGAGCUCUUGUCACUUGUGUCAAGAACUUCCCAGAAAGCAGAGGCGUUAUGUUGGGGCUGUUGAAGGGUUUUGUGGGGCUGAGCGGAGCUGUCAUGACCCAACUUUACUUAGCCAUCUAUGGAAACGAUGCCGAAUCUCUUAUUCUUCUCAUCGCAUGGUUUCCGGCAGCGUUAUCCGUUGUGUUCGUGUACACGAUCCGGACGAUGAAGCUUGUUAGGCAACCAAACGAGCUCCGAGUCUUCUAUCAUUUCCUCUAUGUGUCAAUCGUUAUUGCUUUGUUUCUCAUGGUCAUAACUAUACUUGAGAAACAGAUUGUUUUCUCCCGCACUGCCUACGCUGGAUGUUCCACCGUGAUCUGGUUUGCUCUUCGUUCCUUGUUUAUUGCAGUUAGAGAAGAAGUGGCAACCUGGAACCUCAAGAAACUGCCCCCAUCUGAGGUUACUGUCCAAACACCAGAAGCAAUUCAGCCAAAGCAGGUAGAAUCACCACCUAGUUCUGCUUUAAACCAAGAAAAGAAGCAGGAGACCUCUAAUUGCUUCGCAAACAUAUUCAACAAACCAGAAAGGGGAGAAGACUACAGUAUUUUACAAGCCCUAUUGAGCAUGGACAUGCUGAUUCUCUUCCUCGCAACCCUAUGUGGGCUGGGGGCAAGUUUAACAGCUGUGGACAACUUGGGACAGAUUGGGGAGUCUUUGGGAUACCCAACUCGAACAAUAAGCUCUUUUGUAUCACUUGUUAGCAUAUGGAAUUACUUCGGCAGAGUGUUCUCUGGGUUUGUUUCUGAAAGCCUCCUUGUAAGAUACAAAAUUCCCCGUCCACUUAUGAUGACAAUGGUGCUUCUUUUGUCAUGCGCCGGCCACCUUCUAAUCGCCUUUCCGGUCCCCGGCUCUGUCUAUGUAGCAUCAGUCAUCAUAGGGUUCUCCUUUGGGGCGCAGUUGCCUUUGCUUUUUGCAAUAAUUUCCGAGCUCUUUGGCCUCAAAUACUACUCUACGUUGUUCAAUUGUGGACAAAUGGCAAGCCCACUUGGGUCGUAUAUUCUGAAUGUAAGGGUAACUGGGUUGCUUUACGAUAGAGAGGCAUUGAAACAGCUAGCAGUGAAGGGUAUGAAUCGGGCAUCGGUGAAGGAGCUCACUUGCCUUGGUUCUCAGUGUUAUAGGAUGUCUUUCAUUAUUUUGGCAGCUGUUACAUUCUUUGGAGCUCUUAUUUCGUUGAUCUUGGUCGUGAGAACGCGUACAUUUUACAAGGGUGACAUAUAUAAGAAGUUCAGAGAGGUAGCAUUGGUGACCACUACAGGCACUGAUGCCGAUAUCAAUCCAAAAGCUAAAAACUGAUAGAGGGCGGCUGGAAAGCUGAAAAACUGGUUGUAUUUGUGUCGUUUGUUUUGCUGUAAACUAAUACUUCAUGCUUGCUUCCAAA
Messenger RNA from Juglans microcarpa x Juglans regia, 1858 nucleotides. RefSeq names its product protein NUCLEAR FUSION DEFECTIVE 4. The record is from RefSeq and is a predicted model, not a curated record. NCBI's taxonomy places the organism in Eukaryota, Viridiplantae, Streptophyta, Magnoliopsida, Fagales, Juglandaceae. Gene Ontology annotation, cellular component: membrane.